Messenger RNA from Coffea arabica (coffee), 642 nucleotides. Lineage: Eukaryota; Viridiplantae; Streptophyta; Magnoliopsida; Gentianales; Rubiaceae. The record is from RefSeq and is a predicted model, not a curated record.
AUGUAUACAGAGCUUGGGCAAAUGGAUAAUGCUGAAAAACAGCUUCAGGAGAUGGUACACCUUUUCAAAUGCCCUGAAAGCUUGUUCUUCUCUCCAUCCCUUUCCACAAGCAGGCAAAUUCAUUGUUGGGUGAUUAAAGCCAGCUCUGAAAGAAACUUACAUGUUGCAAGCUCGUUAAUUGAAGUGUAUGGAAAAUGUGGCAGUUUAGAUGAUGCUGAAAAGGUAUUUGACCAGAUAUCAAUGCCGGAUAUUGUGUCAUGGAAUUGCUUGGUCAAAGCUUACUCACAGCAUGGAUACUUUGAGAAGGCUGUAUCUUUGUUUAAAAAGAUGGUUGUGGAGGGUGUAAAGCCAAGUGGUUCUACUUUUCUUGCAGUUCUUUCUGCUUGUAGCCACUGCGGAUUAGUUCAAGAAGGCAAAGAAUUUUUCAAAUCCAUGUUGAUGAACUACAGUGUUAUACCUGAGGAAACACAUUAUUGCUGCAUGGUAGACUUGUUUAGCAGAUCAGGACAUCUGGAGGAUGCUCUAGAUUUCAUAAAAAGAUUGCCAAUCAAGCCCACUGCUCCAAUAUGGAGACCAUUGCUCGCGGGUUGCAGAUGUCACUGUGACCUUCAACUGGGGAAUAUGUUGCCAAUCGUAUCCUAG